UAUUACAAUAUACAAUUGUAAAUGUGUUUCAGGCGGGCUACCAUACCUAAUCCUAAUAAUCACACUGGUGUUAUGCUCCAUUCUGCUGGCGACCAUUGCCCUCAUCAUCAUCGUGGUGGUGACAAGACAAAAGAGAAGCAGGAGGCAAGACUCAUUGGAGGACACCGCAAUCAGCUACGAUGAUCUAGCCAAGCCCGGUCUUACUGCUAUGGAAGUCCAGCCAGACAUGAGAUCUCUGGAGCCACGAGGGGAUCCCCGGGCAUUCAUGCCUUUCGCCCCGCUACCACCACGACGAUUUGGACCUCAGGGGCCGGUCGACUCGCAGAGACGAUUGAUUCCUGUGCCGGAGGAAGAGGGCGGCUCCGACGAGGGAAGGCAGUCACAAGAAAACCUCUUCAACUUCUCAGCGUACGAAUACAACAGCGGCAACCUGGGCGACGCCGAGGAGGAGGACGUGGAAUAUGAGGCACAACCGGAGACUCAACCAGGGGCGGCCGCAGCUCCCCUGAGGCAUAUGAGACCAGCUGGGUUCAUUAGGGGCAACCAGAGAUCUCUUUCUAACUCGGGCACUUGA
Molecule: messenger RNA, 574 nt
Organism: Candidula unifasciata
Lineage: Eukaryota; Metazoa; Mollusca; Gastropoda; Stylommatophora; Geomitridae
Source: the annotation of a GenBank genome assembly